Molecule: messenger RNA, 3429 nt
Organism: Ostreobium quekettii
Lineage: Eukaryota; Viridiplantae; Chlorophyta; Ulvophyceae; Bryopsidales; Ostreobiaceae
Source: the annotation of a GenBank genome assembly
AUGGCGUCGCGCAACUGGGGCAGGGGCGGCGGCUACCGCGGCGGCUGGGGCGGCCGCGGUGGCGGCGUCUUCGUGCGCCCCGAGAACGCGCUCAAGCGAGCAGAAGAGCUGGUCCUGGUCGGGCAGCGGCAUGCCGCGCUGCAGACGCUGCACAACGUGCUCACCAGCGGCAGGCGCAACCGGACGUGGAGCGCCACCUUCGAGAGCAUCCUGUUCAAGCACCUGGAUCUGUGCUGCGAGAUGAAGCGGGGGAGGUACGCCAAGGAGGCGCUGCAGCAGUACCGGAACAUGUGCCAGGCCGUGAACGUGGGGUCGCUGGAGGACGUGAUCAAGUACUUCCUGCGCAAGGCGGGCGAGCGGGCGGAGGAGGCCAAGGCCGUGGUGGAGGCGCAGUCGCUGGAGGUGGGCGACCUGGAGGUCGCCGCCACGCCAGAGGACAUCAUGCUGAGCUACGUCAGCGGUGAGAAGAGCAAGGACCGCACCGACCGCACCAUGGUCACGCCCUGGUUCCGCUUCCUGUGGGAGGCGUACAAAAACACGCUGGACAUUCUGCGCCACAACUCGCGGCUGGAGGGCCUGUAUGCCAUGGCGAUCAACAAGGCCCUGCAGUUCUGUCUGCAGUACAAGCGCACGUCAGAGUUCAGGCGCCUGUGCGAGCUGCUGAGAAGCCACCUGGCGAACAUUCAAAGGAGAGCUCUGUAUGGCAAGGACCAGAGGGACAGGCCCGACCUGACUAAUCUGGAAACCCUGACACUCUACGUGGAAACCCGAUUUGAACAACUGAAGACGGCCUGUGAGCUAGGGCUGUGGCAGGAGGCGUUUCGCUCUGUGGAGGACAUCAAUGGCCUGGUGGCCCUCAACAAAAAGAUUGUGAAGCCCCAGAUGAAGGCCAUGUACUAUGCCCAGCUCACACGCAUCUUUGCUGUCUCCGAUGAGAGUCUGGUGUAUUGCGCGUACGCUUGGCAGAAGGUCUUCAACCUAACAUUCACCUACAACCUGAAGCUGCAGCCAUCAGAUGUGCAGGUGAUGGCAUCCUCGGUCAUGCUGACAGCCCUGUCCAUCCUGCCCUACCAACGAGGCUUCAUCGCGUCCUUCACAGAGAUCCGGUCUGAACAUGAGAAGGAGCGUAGGAGGCGGCUCUCCAAUAUCCUGGCGAUCGGCAUUGAGAACCAGUACGAUGGCCAAGAGGUGUACUCCCGCGAGUCCUUGCUGGCCGAUCUGUCCCGGCCCAACUUCCUGGCACUGGUGCCGCCCCCAAUCCAGCAGCUGUUCUGCCUGCUGGAACAGGAGUUCAUGCCCCUGGAGCUGUGCACCAAGGUGGAGGCCAUCUUGGCAGACCUGGAGUCCCUUGAGGCCCCCGUGUCACCUGCCUGCCCCGUCCAGAAGGUCGAAUUUGGGCACCAUAGGGCACCCAUACGGCAGGUGGCCGUGCUGAACAUGCUGAAGCAGCUCUCCAGCGUGUACUCAACAUUGACGAUGGACAAACUGGCAGCCCUUGUGCCCUUCAUGUCCUUUGGGGAGGUGGAGGCCAUCAUCGUUGACGCUGUGAAGAACAACUUCCUCAAGAUUCGUGUCGAUCACAAGGAGAAGAUGCUGCAUUUUGGCGGGGAAACGCUGGACUCCGAAAAGUUCCAUGGCCACCUGUCCAUCGUUUCAAAGAACUUGAGUAUGGCCCUGAAGAUGAUUAAACCUGGGACCUCUGUCAACAAAGAGAAGAAGCUGGCAAGGGCCUUGGAACUGGCCAGGGAGAAAGUCAAUGAGGAGCACUCGUAUGCAUUGGCACGCAAGGAAAUGAUCGAGCGCCGCAAGGAGGAGCAGGAGCAGUUUCUGCUGGAAAAGGAGCGCGCAGAGGAACGGAAGCGGCAGGAGCAGGCAGAGCAGGCUGCUGCAGCCGAGGAGCUGCGCCGCAGGCAGCAGGCGCUCAUGCGUGAACAGGAGAGGAUACAGCGGGAGCUGGAAGAGAGGGAGAUGGAGGAAGCAAAGGCGCUGCUGGGGAACAGGAAGAUCAAAGGCGGGGAGAAGAUGGACAGGAAGAAGAUCAUGCAUGAUGCCCUGACUGAGAAAGUUAAAGAGCAGCAAGACCUUGCCAAGAAGCUGGUGAAGCUUUCAAGGGACAUGGAGUACUUUGUGCGUGCCUGCCGUGAGGAGGAAGUGAAACUCAUUCACCAAUCCUAUGAGGCACGCAAGGUGGAGGACAAGGAGUUCCAUGAAGAGGAACACAAGCGGCUGUCUGUGGUGAGAAAGAAGGCCUGGGAGUUGGACAUCGCAGAGAAGCACAGGCUGGCUCGCAUGGCAGACGCGAAGGACACCUUCAUGUCACAGAUUAUCUCGCGCCGCAGCGAAGAGUUUGAGCAGCUGCGUGCUGCCAACGAGGCCAGGAGAGCGGAGCAAAUGAGGCAACGCAAGCAGGAGAGGGAUUUCAAGAGGAAGUCCAGGUUUGUGGAGCAGUGCCGACUGCAAGUUGAGGAGGCGGUUCAAGAGGAGGAAGAGAGGCUGAAGAAGGAGGAAGAGGAGGAAAAGGAGCGAAGGAGGAAAAAGAUUUUGGAAGAGAAGAAGGCCGCUUAUGAAAGGGAUCUUGAGGCGGCCAGGAAGAGGGAGGCUGACGAUGAGGAGAGGAGGGCACAGGAACGAUUGAGGGGAGGCUACGAAAGGCGGCCCGCCGAUCGCCCCUCGGCAACCGACGAAGGCCGGUGGGGGCGCAAGGAGCCCGUGGCGCCACCCGCGGACUCCUCCGGCCCCGCCAAGAGUGGCUACCUCCCCCCGCAUCUCCGCAAAGGCUCCGCCGCCGCCGCGGACAGGGGCCCCGCGCCGCCGUCUGCCCCCCGGCCCGACAACGCUGACCGCGACCCCCGGCCCCCGGAGAGGGACGAUCGACCUGGGGAUCCCCAGGCGAGGGCCAGGGCAGAGAGGGAAGAUGCGCCAAGGGAGCGGGAGGAACCCCCCAGGGCGGGCCCGGACACGGACAAAUGGACGCGUUCCGGGCCCACGGUUCCGGAGCCCGACCGCUGGCAGCGCGGCGGACCGCCCAGGGAUGCGUACCAGAGGUCCGGGGAUUCCUACCAGCCUCCGGGGGCCAGGGGGGAGGGGGGAUUUGACAGGGGUGGCUAUGGGGGGCGUUACGGGGAUCGUUACGGGGGCGGGGACCGUUACGGGGGCGGGGACCGUUACGGGGGCGGGGACCGUUACGGGGGUGGGGACCGUUACGGGGGUGGGGAUCGUUACGGGGGUGGGGACCGUUACGGGGGUGACAGGAGGGGGGGAUUUGGUACGGGGUUCCAGGACCGGGGUCCCGGGUAUGGGGACAGGAGGGACGGGGAGAGGGAUGGGGGGGACAGGCCGAGCGGCAGGGGGGGAUCCUACGUGCCGCCCUCGCAGAGGGCCGGGGCCAGGGAGGAGCCUGAGGGGCGCAGGGGCGGGGCCCGGUGGUGA